CUCUAGUCAUGAAUCCUCCCUGUGCUCGGUGUAGUAAGACGGUGUAUCCCGUCGAGAAACUCAACUGUCUUGACAAGUACUGGCACAAGGGUUGCUUUAAGUGUGAGACUUGUAGUUUAACACUCUCCCUAAAGACUUACAAGGGUUACAACAAACUACCUUACUGCAAUGUCCACUACCCGGUGACACACUUUACAGCAGUAGCUGAUACACCCGAGAAUCGACGACUAAAGAAACAAACCGACAACCUUAGUCUGAUUAAUUACCACAAAGAUUACAAUCAAAGUGUGAAAGGAACGAAGAUGAGCGUGGCUGAUGAUCCAGAGAGUCUGCGCGCCAAGAAGUCCCAGAACCAACUCUCCUCGCUCAAGUACCACGGCAAGGACCGCACUAACCCUGCUAGUACUCCCCUCAAUAGACCUGCUUUCUCUUCUCCUGGAUACGUUAUAACUCAUAACGGAGAGUAUACAGAAGUAGAUGACGAUGAUAAGCCGAAGUCCGUGUCCUCCGAACCAGAGGAGGCCCCCCGCUCCGCCAGCCCUGAUGUGCUUGUCUCCAAUGAGUUGGAGGCCCCUGCCGAGGUUCUAGCUCCUCCAGAGCCUGUGCCUGAACCUGAACCUGAACCAGUGUUGCCUGAGGCCCCACCUGCUGAGGAGGCCAAACCUAACAAGGUCGACAGUGACGAAGAGGCAGUAGUAGAGCCCCCAGCCCCUGAAGAAGAAGCCGCGCCCCCUGCUGCUGAAGAAGCACCCCCUGCUCCUGAAGAGGAAGUGGCUGCUGAACCCCCUGCUCCCGUCGAAACAGCCCCUCAGUUUGUUGCCGUGUAUGAGUACGACGCUGCCGAUGAGGACGAGGUCACGAUCAAGGAGGGAGAUAUUAUUAUCAAUGCGGAAAUUGUUGCGGAAGGUUGGAUGGUCGGAACAAAUUCUCGAACGGGACAUACUGGCAUGAUGCCAAGCAACUACGUUGAACCCCAAUCUUGAAUUUUUAUGACUUGUGCAUAAUUAAGUGAAUUUUGAAAAUUUGUUUUUAAAAUUUUUGCUACAAAAUGUCUCCUUGAAAUUAAAUGUUUCGCAAAUCACGUUUUUAUGACAACCGUAGAUUUAUCAUUUUUACUCUCGAUUAAAAUUAUAUUUUUCAAUAUUGUACAUAUCAUACGCAUGGAUGAUUUAUUGAUAUAGGGAAAUUGCGCUUUGAGGCUGUUUUUAUGCUGGUUAAGCCAUGUACCAAACAUUUUCAUCGUCAUUUUAUUUUCAUUUACGAUUGAGUCAUUUUAGAGCGUAAUCGCAAAAAUUGCUCCUUCAGUCACAUCGAAUUGAAUUAUUUUGAAACUUUCAAAAGAUGUUAUGUUGAUUUUUAAAAUGUUCGUGCUUAAGCAUUAAGCUUUAUUUUAUUUGAUUUUACGUGGCUAUGGAUGGAAACUCUUUUUAUUAAAUUAUUAGGCUUGACCGCUUUUGAGUCGUUUAACUCUAGAUAAAUAUAUUUUGAGUCUAAUUUUGAGUCUAAUGCCAAGGCUGAUGAAAAUCUAUUGAUAUUCUCAAAGUUUAUUAACCAAA
Messenger RNA from Bolinopsis microptera, 1556 nucleotides. Its product is annotated as LIM zinc-binding domain-containing Nebulette-like. The transcript has 8 exons. Gene Ontology annotation, molecular function: actin filament binding. The record is from RefSeq and is a predicted model, not a curated record. Bases 9 to 983 code for a protein of 324 amino acids. Gene Ontology annotation, cellular component: focal adhesion. NCBI's taxonomy places the organism in Eukaryota, Metazoa, Ctenophora, Tentaculata, Lobata, Bolinopsidae.